Lineus longissimus is the source of this 2688-nucleotide messenger RNA. RefSeq names its product solute carrier family 49 member 4 homolog. Lineage: Eukaryota; Metazoa; Nemertea; Pilidiophora; Heteronemertea; Lineidae. Gene Ontology annotation, molecular function: transmembrane transporter activity. The record is from RefSeq and is a predicted model, not a curated record. The transcript is spliced from 11 exons. The coding region runs from base 673 to 2385 and encodes 570 amino acids. Gene Ontology annotation, cellular component: intracellular membrane-bounded organelle; membrane. Gene Ontology annotation, biological process: transmembrane transport.
CACAGGCCUAGGCCUAAUUCCCUGAACAAUGCAGUUGAUCUAUGAAGGCCUAAAACAUGUAUAAGGAGUAAUAUAGGCCUAUUCUGGUCUUCUUGUGGUGGCCAGCAAAUGCAACGUAUACAGUAUGAUAUUACGACAUGUUGUUACGGCUUUCAAACGCCAGUCUUUCUAAAGAUUAGGUUCGAUUUUAGAUAGAUCGUAUAUGUGUGUCAGUGGGUCAUGAGAUAGUUCGUCAUGUCUGAUUAAUUCGGUCAUGAAUUAAUCAGUGAUCUCUGGAGUCUAGUAUAUGCCCGGUUUUGAAAUGCGAUUCGAUACCAGUGUGUAGGCAACUUGGGAUCUGCAAGAAAAUGGGCAAGUUCUGAAACCAAUCGAGAGUAGCCAAAGGAUAAUUUGCGACGCGAAACAAUGACUGACAGGUACCGGCUACAACUGACCAAUUCGGGCCCAUGCUGAUAUUAGACAGGAUGAAGAAAGACUGACUUGCUUUUGAACUUGGAGACGUGCAAUCGGGAAAUAUAACGGGCUCGUCAGGCCAUUGCGAUUCAGAUUCAGUGAAGUCCACACAAGACAACGCUGUUGUAAAAGUUGACAACGAGCAAAGUUCUUAUAUCAUAUAACUUAACAAAACUCUGUGUGACUUGUCUUUCAAAAUAAAGGACUUCGACAGCCAAAAUGGACGUUGACUACCGGGAGUGCCCCAGUAGCGGUGCUUCCAGCCGUGCCAGUUCGGUCGGGCGAGGCCAACAUAGUUUCGAGGAGAGUGACCGCUCCGGCGAAACCACAUGUCCACCCGUACAGACAAGCGGAUCGCGGACUCGGCGGUGCGUUAGCGCACCUCUUACCACUGACUUUCCCUCGGAGAUGGGAGAGAGUGAGCCUUUGAUAGCAAAGGAUGGGAUGGGCAUGUCGUAUUCAACGGCCGGGAGCGGGGAGGUGAAGUUUGCAGCACAAUCGGAGAAGUAUGGUCCUAGGCUGAGGACGUUUAAGAGGAGAUAUUACAUUUUAGCCGUCUACUGUUGGAUGUCCUUUUCAUUCGGCCUGGUCUGGACGACAUGGGCGCCCAUUGCUAACUCGGCGGAGCAGGCCCUGGGCUUCACCGGGGGUGACAUCGCCCUACUACAGAAUUCAGGGCCGAUAGGGUUCCUGGUGACUUUCUUUGCUUUGUCUUGGGUGGUCGAUAAAAAAGGACCCCGCUGGGUGAUGGUGAUAUGUUCCACGCUACUAUUCCUCGGAACUGGGUUAAGAUGUUUUAUUGCAUUCAGUAGGGAAGCGGCAGUUAUUUUAAUUUACGUGGGACAGUUCAUGAUUGGGAUGACCAUUUGCCAGAGUCAGGUUAUGGCUCCGGUGAUCUCAGCAGUCUGGUUCCCAGCCGAACAGAGGGCCACAGCGACAGCGCUUGGUGUUCUGGCUGCGCCCAUAGGAAUGGCUUUGGCCGGGGCUAUAGAGCCCUACAUCGUGACGGAAGCGCUUGGAGCCAAUGCAACAUUCGGGGACCACAACAUGUCGUUACUUUACGAGCCAAGCCUCCACAAUUCUACCAACUCGUCCGAUUUAGAACCAGCGAACCAGCAGCAGUUUGAAGAAAUUGUCACACUAAUGAUUAUACAGACUGCCAUUGUUGCAGUCGGUUUUUUCUGCGUGGUUUUCUAUUUCCCCACAAAACCCCCGGUCCCGCCGACAAUGUCACAAUCAGGGUCCAUCAAAAGAACCAGUUUUAAAGAAGGCACCAAGGCACUGUUUAGAAUGCCUCAUUAUUGGCUCUUGUGUAUCGCCACAUCGGUUCCAUGCGGUGUCGGUACCGGCUGGCUGACAUUACUGGGCGUGAACCUUAAGGCAGUUAAUAUCCCUCAAAGUUUGAUCGGAUGGAUCAUUUUCGUGUUCCUCCUCUCUGGUGUGGUGUCAGGCAUUAUCAUCGGCAGAAUUGGUGAUUAUCUAGCCGGUCGUUAUAAGACAAUGACUGUUGUUCUGUUCGCCGUUGGAACUCUGAGCACUCUCUGGUUCACGCUACAAAUCCAACAAAUUCUACCUCGUUAUGACUCCACCCUUUUCAUAUCAGUGGUAAUAUGCGGCAUUACUCUGAGCGGUAGCCGGCCCAUGAUACUAGAGAUGGUGCUCGAGCUAACCUACCCGAUCCGAGAAGGCAUCAGCCUCAGUAUACUUCAACUUGUCCUCAACCUGACUAUGUUAGUGUUCUAUUUCAUACAGCUUAUACCUGGAGUAGGCACGAUGUGGAUGAACUGGGCCUUCAUAGGAGUGUGUGCCAUUGCGGUGCCGAUGUUGAUAGGAUUCAAAGCAAAAUACAACCGCUUGAGGCUGGACUCUGUGAUCUCACGUCCGAAUGGAACAGAAGGAAGGGACAAGAUGAACUCCACUUCUGAACAAUAGUUCAUGUUCAUUUAGAAUAUAUAUGUAUCCGGAACUUGCGACUUUAUUUCCUCAUCAAACAUAUAAAUCAACAAAAAAAUUGUCCAGCAGAUUCGCAAUUUUUGGACUGGAGAUGUUUUUGAAAGUUGUACUUUUUUGACGGUUUGAAAUUAGCAGGAUAGGUUUAUCAACAAGAUGCUUUCCGCAGACGAGCAGAUUAAGAAUCCGUCGUUGGUUACAAGUUUUCACUUUCACUUUAAUGUUGUGCCACAUGCCUCCAUUUUUAGAUAUUAUUGAAUAAAUAAAGACUCCAUCGCAUUGCUA